CAAAGCUAUAAUAAAGUGAGCAUUACACUAUCUACUCAAACGCGGUCCGCUGGCGCACCAGUUCGCGUCUUUGUCACCUGCUCGUGUGUUCGUGCACGUGCUUCUCGGUCUGUGGGUGUGGUGCGUUGGUGCAUAAUGCGGCUGGUAAUAGAUGCGAGAGGCGGAGGCGAGGAGUCCGCACCCAGCUCUUUGCAAUCAAAUUCUAGCUAUGGAAUAUUCGGCAGCGCGUGCUCCGACAUGUCAGACUGCGAGUGCGGCGCGGAGCACUAUCACUAUAAGACUUACAAGAGUCCGUUCUGUUCGCACUCGGAGAGCUUCAGCAGCGCGAUGAACUGCGGCGAGCGCACGCCGCUGCUGCCCGCGGCCCACACCGACCCCGUUCCAAUCAUGUACAACACCAUCUCCAGCUCGGACUCACUGGGUCCUGGUGAGAUCUCCGGUCGUGACAUCAUAGAGACGUACAAGCGCCUAGAAAAGGAAAACAAGUCGGAGCCGGAGCGGAGUCAGAGCUCGCUGGUCACUAUAUUCUCGGUUUGGAACACGAUGAUGGGUUCAUCGCUGCUAGCGAUGGCGUGGGGCGUAGCACGCGCGGGGCUGCCGGUCGCACUGCUGCUGCUCACGCUGAUGGCGGCGCUGUGCCUCUAUACCGCACACAUCCUGCUCACCGUUAACCGGCAUCACGGCGGCGCGCGCUGCGAGGUGCCCGCGCUCUGCGGCCGGCUGUUGGGUGCGGGCGCAGCCGCCGGGGCGCACCUCUUUAGUCUCCUCGUGCUGCUCGGCGCCACCGUCGUCUAUUGGCUCCUUAUGGCCAACUUCCUCUACCAUACCGUCAAUUACGUCAUGGAUUUAACGCCUACGAAUGGCACCAAGGACAGCACUGGACUGUUGUGUCCGAAGCAGGACGCCGCGCCGGUUGCCGCGGCGCCGCUCUCGCCCUACUGGGGGCUGCACACCACCGUGCCGCUCUAUGUCGCGCUCGGCAUGUUCCCGCUACUCAACUUUCCCAAUGUCACAUUCUUCACGAAGUUCAAUUCAUUAGGCACACUGUCGGUGGCCUACCUGGUGGUGUUCGUGGUGUACAAGGGCGUAUUGUGGGGCGUUCACCCGGCGGUGGGCGGGGCGCCGGGAGCUGGGCCGGCGGUACACGGGGCGGGGCUGGACGCCGCGGCGCUGAGCGGUAUGCUGGCGCUCUCAUUCUACAUACACAACAUCAUCAUCACCAUCAUGACCAAUAACCGCAAGCAGGAGAACAAUGGCAGGGACCUAUCGAUCGCGUUCCUCCUGGUGACGGUGACGUACACUGUGGUCGGCGCCGGCUUCUACAUUUGCUUCCCGCUAGACAAGGCCUGCAUUGAAGACAAUAUCCUAAACAACUUCGAGAUGCACGACGUGAUGACGGCCGUGGCGCGCGCGCUGCUGCUCUUCCAGGUGGUGACGGUGUAUCCGCUGGUGGCGUUCAUGCUGCGCUGCGAGGUGGUGCUGCUGCUGGGCCGCGCGGGGCUGGCGGCUGCGGGCGGGCUGUCGCGCGUCCUCACGCUGGUCGUCAACGCGGCCAUCGUGUUCGUAUGCGUGUUGCUCGCCUGCCUUUGCCCGAACAUCAGCACCGUCAUCAGAUACACGGGCGCGGUGAGCGGGCUGGUGCACGUGUUCGCGCUGCCCAGCUUGCUGCAGCUGCGCUCGCUGCGCCUGCGCGGCCGGCUCAGCUGCGGCAAGGUCGCGCUCUACUCGGCCAUCCUGCUCUUCGGCGUCGCCAACCUCGCCAUGCAGUUCUUUGUUACCUAACAAGUACUAAAGCUCGGAACAAACUCAAAAAUCUUAGAAAGUGUGGUACGAUAGUAAGAAAUUAUAUUAAAUAGUUCUACGAAAGUAACUACUGUUUAAUAUUGCUAUAGUAAACGUAAAUUGCUCUUGUAACGUUUCGAAUUUCGAAAUGAAAUCGUAUGUAAGUUUUCCUCACGAUCUCAUUUGUUAUUUUAUUGUCAAUGGUUAAAUUUUAUUUAUCCUUUACGAUUAUUUGUGCGAGAAUAUUUUUAUAUACGAUUUUUUCUAAGAAAAUUUCUUGUAACUUUAGUCUCCAAAACAUAAACGUAUCGUAUAAUUUUUCCUCUAGUCAUAGUUAUU
Messenger RNA from Papilio machaon (common yellow swallowtail), 2121 nucleotides. Its product is annotated as sodium-coupled neutral amino acid transporter 9 homolog. NCBI's taxonomy places the organism in Eukaryota, Metazoa, Arthropoda, Insecta, Lepidoptera, Papilionidae. Gene Ontology annotation, biological process: amino acid transmembrane transport. Gene Ontology annotation, molecular function: amino acid transmembrane transporter activity. The coding region runs from base 136 to 1782 and encodes 548 amino acids. The record is from RefSeq and is a predicted model, not a curated record. The transcript has 11 exons.